Rotaria socialis is the source of this 666-nucleotide messenger RNA. The record is from the annotation of a GenBank genome assembly. NCBI's taxonomy places the organism in Eukaryota, Metazoa, Rotifera, Eurotatoria, Philodinida, Philodinidae.
AUGUUGAAUACCAGCAACAUUUUAUUAUUAUUGAAGGAAAAAUACAUUUUCCCGAAAAUAUCUUGUAUUUUCUCCAAUUCUUUAUCUUAUUUAAAAGUUUUUAAUGAUGAUCAUAAUAGUGUUACUGAUGAAACACCAAAUUCUCAACCAGAUACAAUUAAUAGUGAAGACUCAUCAAACAAUGACGAGCCCAACCUAUCUGAUCAUUCGAAUGAGAUGUCGAAAUUACUUGAAUUUGAACUUAAUCGAGAAGAAUGGACACUAUUCAAAUAUGUUGAAGAAAUUCUUAGGUCUUUUUCCGAAGCAAUAAAACUGGUCAGUGGAAAAAAACAUAGCACCAUCGGAUUUGUUUAUUUUGCUAUUGCUAAUAUUAAGGAAUAUCUCGAAGAACGAAGUGGUAAUAAUGAAAUUGAUAAACUUAAGAAUUGUUCCGAAAAUGAUUUUGAUCAAUAUGAGUUAUUGAAGGGAUGCAACGGUGACGAUUUAUCGUUCACCGUUCCACCGCUUGAGACCGGUGAAACGGUGGAGCGGUGCACCGUUGGACCGGGCCCGGGUGUGACCGGUGCAUCGGUGGACCGGGACCCGGUCGGACCAGUGAACCGGGCCCCGGUGGGAGCGAUGAAACGGUGGACCGGGACCCAGUGGGAGCGGUGGAACGGUGUUUGA